This is a messenger RNA of Aureobasidium namibiae CBS 147.97, 2241 nucleotides long. RefSeq lists its product as uncharacterized. Lineage: Eukaryota; Fungi; Ascomycota; Dothideomycetes; Dothideales; Saccotheciaceae. Gene Ontology annotation, biological process: regulation of DNA-templated transcription; DNA-templated transcription. Bases 1 to 2241 code for a protein of 746 amino acids. Gene Ontology annotation, molecular function: DNA-binding transcription factor activity, RNA polymerase II-specific; zinc ion binding; DNA binding. The transcript is spliced from 3 exons. The record is from RefSeq and is a predicted model, not a curated record.
AUGUCACCUAGACAUCACUCUGCUGCUAUGCUCUCCGCGCACAAGCGGGCAUACCGUCAGCGCCGCAAGGAUCCCAGCUGUGACGCGUGUCGCGAACGCAAAGUUAAAUGUGAUGCUACGGAUACAUCCAGCUGUACAGAAUGCUCGAGCAGGAGUGUCAAGUGCCAGUUCACCAAGGAGACUAACCGACGCAUGUCCUCGAUGAAGCAUGCGCAAGAUCUCGAACGGCAGCUGGAGGAAACCCGACAAGAGAACCGCCAACUUCGUAACAUGCUCAGCGAUCAAGGCGGUGCAAGUGCAGGCGCCUCUAUGGCACCACCAUCGACCAGUGUCUCAGGACCGCCCGAGAUCACUCCCAGCAAGCAAAGAAACGGCCGUCCACUCGUUAUGAACAGCUUUGAUGGCGUGAGAGCCAACCUUCGCAAAUUCAGCCAAGGCAUCUUCAAGCCACCGCAUCCUUACAGCAUGCCUACUGUGCAGGUCCAUUGCGCCGAUUCGUCAACACCUUUGCCGCCUAAGCAGCUGGUUGACAACCUGUUGCAGAAUUACCACACCGUUUUGCAGCCGCUAUGCCCUUUCCUCCACUGGCCAACCUUCAUCGACGAAUGCGAUCAGCUGUACAGAAGGGGCACCUUCCAAGGGCUACGUCAGAUUUGGAAGGCUCUCUUCUUUGCAGUCAUGGCUUGUGGCUGCAGCAUACAAGAUGCGAGAGGAUCCGCGCAUCCAGAGUCAGAGUGCAUCAAGUUUGCUGAGGUAGCUAAGUACUGCACAAAGUCGGUAGAUGACGACAUCUCGCCUGACCAUGUGCGCACUUCGCUGCUCCUCAGCAUCUGCUUCUCAAACAUAAAUCGCAAGGCCGCAACUUGGUUCUGGCUCGGCUCUGGAGUCAGGUUUGCUCAACUGCUGGGACUGCACCGAGAGCAUGGCCAGCUACCGCAGUUUGAGGCCGAGAUGCAAACCCGUCUCUGGUGGUCUGUCUACAACUGGGACAGAAUUCUGUCUCUUGAGCUUGGUCAAGUGCCCAUCAUUGACGAUAGUGAUGUCGAUGUCAGUGAGCCCACUCCUGUUGACGACGCAAGCAUAGGGCCAAACGGACCUGGAAAUCCGGGUGCCCGUCCGAACUCACUUAUAGUCUUUGUUCCCAUCGUACGCAUCAUCUACCCGCUAAAGAAGACACUCAAGUCGCGCACCGUAACCGCCUCGACUCUGAACGCCUACGACGAACACUUCCGCUCCAUCAUGGGCUCCUGGCCCGAUCCGUACCCGAUCCACUCGAACGCCCCGCUCGACCCUGUAUAUUUCAGUGCUAUAUUCUUGCUGCAGAUCGCUCGCUUCCAUCUCUACCGCCACAAUCUCGCUCCUCCUUGUCGUCCCCAGGAGCGUAAAGAUGCUCUCUACCGUUGCCUUUCAGUCGCUAAGGACACAGCCGUCUACCUUCAACGUUCCAUUCAGACGUCUCCCGGCCCGCCUCGGUACUCAGCUCAGCCUUUGAGACCAAGCCCCGAGUGGAAUGCGCGCAUGGCUGAUAUCUCUCCAUUUUUCCUUGUCUUCCACUUUUGGCGCUGCACGCUGGUAGCCGCUCUUUGUGGAGACUACGCUACUGCUCUCAUCUGCGUGAUGCCACUGAACGCGAUUGGCACCCGUGUGAUAGUCAACUCGGCUUGUGGACGCUACCUCUCCUUUUUCCUGGAUUGUCUGGUGGAGCGUAUUCAGAACGGCAGAGGCAGCCCUGAGAUGCUGGAAGCAGAUGAAGAAAUGCUGGCCUACGCCAGCGCUGAUAUGCAAGGCUCACACGAGACUGCUUGGGCUUGGACUGGUGGCGAGGUGUUGCAGAGAACAUUGGACCAUACUGCCACCGCUGCUGAGGGUGCAACCAGCGCCUACGAUCAUGCUUUGGGAGAAGAGCCUGAGUGGAAUGGUUGGAAUCGUGUAAUGGAUAUCCUGUCUCAAUUGGAACAGGAGCAGCAUCGCAGCAUGCAGCAGCAGCAGCAACAGGGUCCACCACCUCCACAACCGCAGGCUCAUCAACAGCAACAGCCUCCUCCACCACCGCAGUAUGCAGCGCAGCACAUGCCGCCUCAGUAUGCUCAACCCCACCAACAGGCGCCAUCAGCACCAUACUUCCAACCACCCAGAGCGCCUACACCGCAUAUGACUCCUGCCCCCGGUAACGCUGGGUCAUCUAAUCCGCCGGCACCAGCAGGCACCAGCUCUCGCAUCAGCAUUAAAGAUAUUAUUUAG